UUUUUAAGUUGACUUUUUGUUUGUUUUUCUUUUGCCACAUGCCCUUAAUUUUACAGGCACGGGGCAAUAACUUCUUACUUGAAGGGCUGCUGGUAACUUCAGUAGCAGGGCUGGCUGUAGGGUCCUAUUGAAGUGGUGGCUUUAUUCUACUACUGGUAUUUUUCAGAUCAUGCUUGUUUCGCACUUUUGCACCUCAGAGAAUUUACACCGCAUGAAAAUACACAUGAAUACAAGUAGACUAACUAAUGUAUUUAUGGAGGAUUUCUCACCUAUAUAAAUGAUAUUUCAAAUUUGGGAGCGUAAGACUUGUUCUCUACUAAAGUCAAGCAAUUUUCCAGUAAGGGAAACUUGAUAGUUGCUUUUUAAUGAAAAGAAAUAGAAUUUCAGACUGCUAAGUGACAUUGAUUUCAUUCAGUCCAGGUGAGGGAACAACAGGGAGAUAUCUGAGGAUGAAAACAAGAGGAGAGGUUAUGCACGUUUUAGUCAGGAGGUCUGCCCUUAGGAAGACAAAAACACAUGGAAUGUAUAAAACACCUUUAAAAUAGCAUCAUAUUUGAAGAGCUGAAGAACUUCAUAAAAGGUUCACCAACAUUGCCUUUCUUUUUUCUUCAUUGUUUUCUUCAUCAUGCUUCACUCUAUGCCUUGCAAACAUAUGGACUUCACUCAGUCUCCCCCUGUCCCUGGGGACGUCUGCAUUCCUGUUUUCAGAAAGCCAGAGAUGAAGAUUCUCUUAAUACUGAAUGCUGUGUGGAGAGUGAAAGAAAUUCUAUGGUUUUUUCUUGGCUAUCUGGUGUCUCCACAAAAGGAGCCUAAGAAAGAGAGCUUCCAGAGGGGCUUUCAUGCACCUUUUCUACCUUGAUGGUUCUUUUGGAUAUCGUGGACACAGCAGGGAGUAGGAAUGUGGAGUAGAGGAGCAGAUUUCCAGGAUCCAUGGGACUGCCCCUGUUCUGCACUUAGCCAGCACAGAGGCUGCUAUGGAGCAACCCUGGAACCAGUGGCAUUUCCCAUUCUGCUUACCACAUCAGUAAGAGUGCUGCAUGACUCCAGACACCAACUUCCUGGGUUUCCAUUUGUUUAUAUAUUUAAGCAAGUAUAUUCUUUAACAGAAGAAAGAAGAAAAAAAAAAUGAUUCAUGAUUACACAUGUAGACAAACCAGGCUAUAAUUCAAGUUGAGUUGGACUGUGUUGCUCUAAUUAGUACAGCCAGCCCUUUUGCAUGCACAGUACAGUGUAGUCAGGCAGUUGCAAAAGUUGGGGGUUCUCCCCUUUCACAUUGGGUUCCUGCCUCGAUCAGUGUGAGAGAGCUUAAGUUCACUCACUGUACAGCUAUGUGGGUUUGUUUUUUCUCCUUCAUUUAGACACUUCAAGCUGUAUUCAUUGCACAGCAUCCAGACUGUACUCUGAAGAGGGAAGAAGUAAUUUCCUUGUUAGUGUCUUCAGGGUGCCUCCUGCUAUGGUAAUAUAAAAUGUUAAUGGAUUUAUUUAUGCACUAGAAAUUUGGAUAUUAUUGUCACCCUUAUUUUACAGAAGAGUUUCAGUUGUUGAGGCCUAAACAAUAAUUAGGAAUUGUCUCUGAAUUUGGGAGGCCCAGGAUGUGCUACCAAUGAACUGGUAACUUUUGUAGAUUCAAAUAAUUUUUUCUAACUUCUAUGAACAGCUGUGAGUGCCAGAGAUUCUGGAAAUUCAGCCACAACAUACCGGUGAGGUGAGGAACACUGUGCUCAUUGCUGGAGUCUCUCUGUUGCUUCUCAGGCAUCACAGAGAUGACAACAGGCAAGCAUAUCUUCAAGGCUAUUGGUCACUUGCAUUCAUCACAAUAGCUUUGUUUUGACAGUCUCCUGCUUUGGUUUUUCUGCCUUUACCAGUAAAUGAGUAAGACCCCAGAGGUGUGUGUUUGAUGCUCUGUGAAGCUGGAUUCUGAUUGAAAAUAAACUGUGUGAUCAUUUGAUUUAACAUUGUAAUGUUAUACACAAAGGGAUGAAUUAGGAUAGCAGUUCAUUUCUUCAAUUUUGAAUAUUUCUAUAUGUAUUCAGAUACAUAUGUGUAUGUAUGUAUAUAUACAACUAUAAAACUUAUUUUUACACUAGGGGUUGUUGGUAUGUAUUCCCUUUGUGUUGGGAUUUCUUCACAGGAUAUUUUAGCUUCCAAAAAUACGCUUUCUCUCUGGGUCCUGGACUUCAAAGGAGUUGAAAAAGGAAGAGCAGACCAACUGUGUGGUUUGGCAGAUCUGCUGUGAUGUAGCUAAUCAACUACAACUUGAGAAAGAGCAAUAGGUUGGGACUCGGAGUACUGUGUCCUAGUCACAAAGAGAGGCAGAGACGCAGAGGGGACUGUCGGCUGGUGCAGGCGGAACCAAAAGAUAUUUAAUCAGCAAUUAGAAACACCUGAGGGCAAGGGAAAUUCUACUCCAGCUUCGAGCUUCAUCUCUCAGCCUGCAGCAUGCUGCUCGGCAGAAUGGCCACGGAGGAGCGGCAUCUCUCCUCCAGCUGUGGGUCCUUCAUCAAGACCGAGCCCUCCAGCCCAUCAUCUGGCAUCGAUGCCAUCAGCCACCACAGCCCAAGUGGCUCCUCCGAUGCUAGCGGUGGCUACGGCAUUGCCAUGGGUGGCCACCCCAAUGGCCUGGACUCACCGCCCAUGUUCAAUGGCACAGGGAUUGGUGGUGGGUCCUGCCGUAAGCGUUACGAUGACUGCGCCAGUGCCAUCAUGGAGGAUUCACCCACCAAGUGCGAGUACAUGCUUAAUGCCAUCCCCAAGCGGCUGUGCCUGGUGUGCGGGGACAUUGCUUCUGGGUACCAUUACGGUGUGGCUUCCUGUGAGGCAUGCAAAGCCUUCUUCAAGAGGACUAUUCAAGGGAAUAUUGAAUACAGCUGCCCAGCCACCAAUGAAUGUGAGAUCACAAAACGGAGGCGCAAGUCCUGUCAAGCCUGUCGCUUCAUGAAAUGCCUCAAAGUGGGGAUGCUGAAGGAAGGUGUUCGUCUGGAUCGAGUCCGUGGAGGCCGCCAGAAAUACAAGAGAAGACUGGAUUCUGAGAGUAGCACUUAUUUGAGCUUACAGAUCCCUCCCCCAGCUAAAAAGCCACUGACUAAGAUCGUCUCCCACUUGCUGGUGGCAGAGCCAGAGAAGAUUUAUGCCAUGCCUGAUCCAACCAUGCCGGAGAGUGACAUCAAAGCCCUGACAACCCUCUGUGACCUGGCAGACAGGGAAUUGGUGGUGAUCAUUGGCUGGGCGAAACACAUCCCAGGGUUCUCCAAUCUCUCCCUUGGGGACCAGAUGAGCCUCCUGCAGAGCGCCUGGAUGGAAAUCCUCAUCCUGGGCAUUGUGUACCGCUCCCUGCCAUACGAGGACAAGCUCGUCUAUGCUGAGGACUACAUCAUGGAUGAAGAACAUUCUCGUCUGACGGGGCUGCUCGAGCUCUACCUGGCCAUCCUACAACUGGUGCGCCGCUACAAGAAGCUCAAGGUGGAAAAGGAAGAGUUUGUCACGCUUAAAGCUCUGGCCCUCGCCAAUUCAGACUCUAUGCACAUAGAGGACAUGGAUGCAGUGCAGAAGCUCCAGGACCUUCUCCACGAAGCCCUGCAGGACUACGAGCUGAGUCAGCGCAACGAGGAGCCCCGGCGAGCAGGGAAGCUGCUCCUGACCUUGCCCCUCCUGCGGCAGACAGCCGCCAAAGCUGUGCAGCAUUUCUACAGCAUCAAACUGCAGGGCAAGGUUCCCAUGCAUAAACUCUUCCUAGAAAUGCUAGAGGCAAAGGUCUGACAGCCCCAGUGCCAGCCGACAAUGGCCGGGGAACAAACUAGAAACAAAGAUGCAGACAACGGAGCAAUCCAAACAGCAGCAGCAGCCACCGCCGGCUUUUAUCUCCAAUCAUUUAUUAUGGAAGAAUUAUUUAAUGUCUAUCUGUCGGCGUGACUGCAGAAUCUCAUGUACAGGAGGGGGAAAACUCUUUUAAUCAGU
Meleagris gallopavo (turkey) is the source of this 3954-nucleotide messenger RNA. The record is from RefSeq and is a predicted model, not a curated record. Lineage: Eukaryota; Metazoa; Chordata; Aves; Galliformes; Phasianidae.